Miscanthus lutarioriparius is the source of this 1125-nucleotide messenger RNA. The record is from the annotation of a GenBank genome assembly. Lineage: Eukaryota; Viridiplantae; Streptophyta; Magnoliopsida; Poales; Poaceae.
AUGGAGAGCAGCUUGCUCGACACCGCCGCGGCUGCCGGUCUUUGCCCGGCGGCGGCCGCGCGCCGCCGCGCCGGGAGCACGGCGAGCUUCCUCAGCUGCUCCUGCUCCUGCUCCUCCAGAGACUGCAGGGUGAGCGCGUCGUACUACCACUCCAUCAGCCGGAUGCUGAGCGGGGUGUGGUCGGCGGCGCGCAAGAAGCUCUUCCGGACCGACCCGGCGGCCGACCUGCUGGGCAUCGCCAACUGGUCGGAUGAGACGAGCGGCGGCGACGGGGGCCACCAGCAGCAGCAGCACUGGUGGACGGCGCUGGAGAACAACUUCGUGCUGGAGGCCACCGACGACGAGUACGGCGGGGUCGUCGUCGACGCCGACAGGCUGCCCGACGACAAGGCCGCCUUCGCGCGCUCGCUCGCGGCCUCGCUCUCUUACUGGAAGUCCGUGGGGAAGAAAGGGGUGUGGUUGAAAUUACCGGUGGAUCGAGCCGAGUUCGUCCCUUUAGCAGUGAAGGAAGGUUUCAAGUACCACCACGCGGAGGAAGCCUACCUGAUGAUGACGUACUGGAUCCCCGAUGAACCGAAUAUGCUCCCAGCAAAUGCUUCUCAUCAGGUUGGAGUUGGGGGUUUUGUGAUCAAUGACCAAAUGGAGGUCCUAGUGGUGCAAGAGAAGUAUCGCGGUUCGUCGCUGGAUGGCUUGUGGAAACUCCCCACAGGCUUCAUUCUUGCGUCAGAGGAAAUCUAUACGGGAGCCAGCAGAGAGGUGAAAGAGGAAACCGGGGUCGACACCGAAUUCGUUGAUGUCGUUGCUUUCAGGCAUGCCCACAACGUGGCGUUCCAGAAGUCCGACCUUUUCUUCAUCUGCAUGCUGAGGCCUGCGUCGAGUGAGAUCAAGAUUGACGAGACAGAGAUUCAGGCAGCAAAGUGGAUGGCGCUGGAGGAGUUCGUGAAGCAGCCCUUCAUCCAGGAAGACCACAUGUUCCAGAAGAUCAUGGACAUUUGCAUCCAGCGCCUCCGCAAGUGCUACUGUGGCCUGACGCCGCACCACCUCGUUUCCAAGUUCGACGACAGAACGUCCACGCUCUACUACAAUGUCGCCGAGCCUGAGGACAUCAAGUGCGCCGCUGCCUGA